Molecule: messenger RNA, 3606 nt
Organism: Strongylocentrotus purpuratus (purple sea urchin)
Lineage: Eukaryota; Metazoa; Echinodermata; Echinoidea; Camarodonta; Strongylocentrotidae
Product: zinc finger protein 271
Exons: 3
Coding region: 80-3016 (978 amino acids)
Biological process (GO): regulation of transcription by RNA polymerase II
Molecular function (GO): DNA-binding transcription factor activity; RNA polymerase II cis-regulatory region sequence-specific DNA binding
Source: RefSeq, a predicted model, not a curated record
CUUAUUUAUAUCGGAUCCGUGAACAACCUGAGAGGAGAUCACAUUCAAAUGUUCCCAGAUUAAUUUGUUCAAGAAUUUGAUGGCAACCGCAAUUUCCUCCAUUUUCAGACCAACAGUGAACGUACCCGGGAAUGUAGGCUUAAAGCAAGAAGCAGAUGUGAGGACUUUGAAUUCAGUGCAGCCUGCAGAUCUAAUGGCAGCAGAGACUGUUCAGUCAUUCCUAGAAGUCAAGCAAAAAAUGGUGAGAGGGACACUUGAUCAUCACCAAACCACAUAUAGAAGUGUAGCAGAAAGUGUCCAUUUAGUCCCAGAAGAUAUGAUCAAGCAAGUAGCAGAGAGAGGGGCAUCAAAUCUUCUCGGAACAAUGGAUAGGAGUGCAGCAGAAAGUGUCCAUUUAGUCCCAGAAGAUAUGAUCAAGCAAGUAGCAGAGAGAGGGGCAUCAAAUCCUCUCAGAACAACGGAUAGGAGUGCAGCAGAAGGUUUUCAGUCAGUCUCAGAAGAUAGGAUCAAGCAAGAAGUUCAGAGUAGGACCUUGAGUUCACUGCAUUUUACAGAUAUGUGCAUAGAAACAGCCCUAGGACAUACUUACAAGCAAGAAAUGGAAAGUAAGACCUCCAAAUCUUCAUCAGUCCCAGAACACAUUAUGCAAAAAGCAGAGAGUUGGACCUUACAUACUUCGCCACCUCCAGAGGAAACUAUUCAAUUUGUUGAAGGAGUUCUCAUCAAGCAAGAGGUUGAUAGCAAUGCCGUUCAUUACCUGUCACCCAUGAAUGAAUUCAUUCCAUCAGUCAUAGAAGUUCUCAUCAAGGAAGAAUCAGAGGCCUUUUUAACAGUUGGAGAGGAAAUCCAUCAGUUACCCCUCAAAACCAACAUCAAGCAAGAACCUACAGGAGAAAGUGUAGAGGAAGGUGUUCCAUCAAGUCUAGAAGGUGAAAUUGUUGACAACGGACAAGACACGGUAGAAAGUGGAAUGUCAUUCAACAGUGGAGGUAAAUCUCAUCUUUGUUCACAUUGCGGCAAGGUGUUUUCCACAACAGAUCAACCCGACAUUUAUAUGAGGAUACAUUCUGGAGAAAAGCUACAUCAGUGUCCAUGUUGCAGUAAGAGAUCAUGUCAGGCCAGUCAUCCUCUUCUCCACUUGAGAUCACAUGCAGGAGAAAAGCCAUAUGAAUGUUCGCACUGUAAGAAAAGGUUUUCUCUGAAAAGCAAUCUCACCCAACACCUAAAAACACACACAGAAGAAAAGCCAUAUGAAUGUUCACACUGUAAGAAAGGAUUUUCUCAGAAAAGUAUACUUGAUCGUCAUAUACUAAUACAUACAGGAGAAAAGCUGCAUGAAUGUUCGCACUGUAAGAAAGGGUUUUCUCUGAAAAGCAAUCUCACCCAACACUUAAAAACACACACAGAAGAAAAGCCAUAUGAGUGUUCACACUGUAAAAAAGGAUUUUCUAGGAAAAGCUAUCUUAACCAACACCUCCUCUUACACACAGGAGAAAAGCCAUAUGAAUGUUGCUAUUGUAAGAAAGGUUUCUCUCAGAAAAGCCUCCUCAAUCGUCAUCUUCUAACACAUACAGGAGAAAAGCCAUUUGAAUGCUCCCAAUGUGAGAAAAGAUUUUUUGGGAAAAAUACUCUUAAGCGUCAUCUCCGAACACAUACAAGAGAAAAGCCAUAUGAAUGUUGCUAUUGUACGAAAGAGUUUCCUCAGAAAAGUGCACUCAAUAUACAUUUACUAACACAUACAGGAGAAAAGCCAUAUGAAUGUUGCUACUGUAAGAAAGGGUUUUCUAAGAAAAGUGCUCUCACCCAUCACCUCCGAACACACACAGGAGAAAAGCCAUAUGAAUGUUUACACUGUAAUAAAAGGUUUUCUAGGAAAGAUGCACUUAAUUGUCAUAUACGACGGCAUACAGGAGAAACGCCAUAUGAAUGUUGCCAUUGUAAGAAAGGAUUUCCUCAGAAAAGUGCCCUCAAUUCUCAUAUACUAACACAUACAGGAGAAAAGCCAUAUGAAUGCUCACAUUGUAAGAAAAGAUUUUCUCGGAAAAGCAAUCUUAAAAAACACCUCCUCUUACACACAGGAGAAAUGCCAUAUGAAUGUUCCUAUUGUAAGAAAGGAUUUCCUCAUAAAAGUGCCCUCAAUUGUCAUAUACUAACACAUACAGGAGAAAAGCCAUUUGAAUGUUCACACUGCAAGAAAGGAUUUUCUCGGAAAAUCAAUCUCACCCAACACCUACUCUUACACACAGGAGAAAAGCCAUAUGAAUGUUCAUACUGUAAGAAAGUAUUUUCUAGGAAAUACCACCUUAAACAACACCUCCUCUUACACGAAGGGGAAAAGACAUAUGAAUGUUGCUAUUGUAAGAAAGGGUUUUAUCAGAAAAAUACACUUAAAUGUCAUAUACUAACGCAUACAGGAGAAAAGCCAUAUGAAUGUUGCUAUUGUAAGAAAGGAUUUCCUCAGAAAAGUGCCCUCAAUCGUCAUAUACUAACACACACAGGAGAGAAGAAAUAUGAAUGUUCACAUUGUAAGAAAAGAUUUUGUCUGAAGAGUAAUCUUAACCAACACCUCCUUUUACACACAGGAGAAAAGCCACAUGAAUGUUCCUAUUGUGAGAAAGGGUUUUCUCGGAAGAGUGCUCUUAACCUUCAUCUUCAAACACAUACACGAGAAAAGCCCUAUGAAUGUUGCUAUUGUACGGAAAGGUUUUCUCAGAGAAGUGAGCACAAUUUUCAUCUCCGAACACACACAGGAGAGAAGACAUAUGAAUGUUCAUACUGCAAGAAAGGAUUUUGUCAGAAGGGUACUUUUAACCAACACCUCCUCUUACACAAAGAAGAAAAGCCAUAUGAAUGUUGCUAUUGUAAGAAAGGGUUUUCUCGGAAGAGGGGUCUUAACGAACACCUCCUCUUACACAAUGGAGUAAAACCAUAUGUAUGUUGCUAUUGUACGAAAGGGUUUUCUUAUAUGAGUAGUUUUAACCGUCAUCUUCGAACACAUACACAAGAAAAGCCAUAGGAAUGUUACUAUUGUAAGAAAGGCUUUUCUCUGAAAAGUGAACUCAAUCGUCAUCUCCGCACACAUAGAAAAGCCAUAUGAAUGUUGCUAUUGUAAAAAAGGAUUUUCUCAGAAAAGUGUCAUAUAUUUAUACAACACCUAAGAUUCUUGAAACCUCAUUGGUCAAUUCUUAAUCACAUUACAUGCGGUAAAAGUAAUGUUGAACGGCAUCAUUCUCCAGGCGUGCAAUUCUGUAUGAUCGAUUUGCACCAUUGCACUGAUGUACAUGUACAAAGUAUAUUGUGAGGUGUAAGUGACUUCACUGUGCAAUGGAACAAAUUGAUCGAACAAAUUACCCUCUGACGUCACAAUAAACAAAGCAUGGUACAACCAUGGUUUGCUGCCUGCUUAAUAAUAGUGCACACUUACAAUCAGCAAUUUCAUCAAUUAAAAAAACAAAAAAACUCUGAGAUUUAGGCCUAGGAAAACUGUUCUUUAAAAAAAAAAUUGUUUUAAGCCUCUUAACAUCCAAGGUGUUGUUGACAACAGCAACAACAACAGCCUAACAGCAGGCAUUCAAAAACUCGUCUAUUCCAUUAAUACGGCGUACU